Messenger RNA from Loxodonta africana (African savanna elephant), 5654 nucleotides. It is a transcript of the gene CD8A, whose product is annotated as CD8 subunit alpha. Bases 108 to 1058 code for a protein of 316 amino acids. The transcript has 7 exons. Lineage: Eukaryota; Metazoa; Chordata; Mammalia; Proboscidea; Elephantidae. Gene Ontology annotation, cellular component: external side of plasma membrane. The record is from RefSeq and is a predicted model, not a curated record. Gene Ontology annotation, biological process: cytotoxic T cell differentiation; T cell mediated immunity; cell surface receptor signaling pathway.
GGUCGGGUCGGGCAGCCGGCCGGAGGGCGCACCUCCCCGCCCCCGCCGGCUCCGCGCCUCCCCUGCGUCUGGGCUUCGAUCCGAGCUGCUCCCGGGAGGAGCGCGCCAUGGCCUUGCGCGUGACCGCCCUGCUCCUGCCGCUGGCCCUUCUGCUCCACGCCGCUGAGGCCCAAGGGUCAAAUCAGUUCCGGAUGUCGCCGAAGGAGGUGAAGGCGACCCUGGGCAAGCCGGUGACGCUGCAGUGCGAGGUGCUGCUGUCCAACGCGGGCUCAGGCUGCUCGUGGCUCUUCCAGAGGCUCGACGCCGCGGCCAGCCCCAUCUUCCUCCUGUACAUCAGCGGCACCGGGAUCAAGAGGGUCCAGGGGCAAGACUCCACGCGAUUCUCCGGCGCCAAGACCAGCAGCGGCUUCCAGCUCACCGUGAACCACUUCCAGGAGAAGGACCAAGGCUACUAUUUCUGCUCGGUCUUGAGCAACUCGGCGCUGUUCUUCAGCCCCUUCGUGCCGGUCUUGCUCCCAGCGAAGCCCACCACCACGCCGGCGCCGCGCCCCCCGACGCCGGCGCCCACCAACGCGCCGCUGCCGGUGUCCCGACGCCCAGAGACGUGCCGGCCCCCGGCGGGCGGCGCAGUGGACACGAGGGGGCUGGGCCUCACCUGUGAUCUCUACAUCUGGGCGCCCCUGGCUGGCACCUCUGCGGUCCUUCUCCUGUCACUGAUCGUCGCCAUCGUCUGCAGCCACAGGAACCGACGCCGGGUCUGCAAGUGCCCUAGUCUAGAAGAGGCUCCUCUCCUUGGCCCUGAGGCAGGAGUCUGCCCUGCAUUCAGCCAGCUUCUCCUCAGAGGCCAGCACUGUGAUGGGGGCCACCAUCUCUCUGAAUCUUCAGAGCAACCUCAUGUGAUAGACACCAUGCUCCCACCUCCCAGAUCGCUGGCUCAGAGAUUAGGAGACCAACUCAAGAUGGCAGAGGCCCGUGGUCAGACCGGGAGGCAAGAUCAACUCUUCAGAGGGGUACAUCUAACCUGGAUACUCGUCAGCCACUACAGGGCUUCAAACUGAGAUCUCCCGUCAGUAGGAUGAGCACCAGCCUUUCCCUUUCGGUUUCUAGCCUGCCUUCUUUGCAUAUUCAUUCCACUGGUAUUAUUUUAAUGGGGUGGGAAAGGUUACUUUAAAAAAAAAAAAAUGUGUUUAUUUUUGAUUGAAGCGAAACAAAGCUACCACGUCUACAGUACACCACAGGAUCACAAUACCACUGUGCGUGCGCAUAUAUUGGAGUAAAGGGUGGAAAGGGGUGGCCAGGGCUGCCACGCCAACUAUGUUCUCAGAAUCCUGCCGGAAGAGCUGGUGGGGACCUUGGCUACGAUUCAGUCCAAACUUCUCCCCGGACCAUUUUACAACUGAGGAGGCUGACAUCCAGAGAUGGGGAACCGCUCGUCCAGCCUCACACAGCAAGUUAGGGUUGGAGCCAGAGCUGAGGGAAACCUUGACUCCCAGCUCAGGCUCUUUCCUCCGCACCACUGAGGUCUCUCUUCCGGGGGCCUCUGUCUCAGACCAUAGCCACAGGGAACAAGCGUUUCAUGAGCACCUACCAUACACCAUGACUGUGCCCACAGUUUCAUAAUGUACUUGAACAAUAACAGACCUUAUAUAGUCAACCAUGAAACCGUAUAAAGACAGUGGGAAUUCAUACGAUAAAGUGGAAGGGGUGAGCUGAGCAGGUGAUAGGAACUGAAUCUCGAAAAAUAAAGUGCUCCAUCGCUAAAGAAGAUUUGUGAAAACCCUUGUUACUGUCGCUAAUUGCUAGUUGCCCUCGAGUGAAUUUCAACUCAGGGUGACCCCAUGUGUGCAGAGUAGAAGUGCUCUACAGGGUUUUCAAGGCUAUGACAUUUUGGAAGCAGAUCGCCAGAUUUGUCUUCCAAGGUGCCUUUGAAAUUUCUCUCCCAGUGCUUGUAUUGCAGAGAGACCCAGGAAAAAGAGACCACCAUUUUACAAAUAUGAUUUGAGCCUGAGUAAAGUUGAAUGGUGGAGCCCUGGUGGUGCAGUGGUUAACAGCUCAGCUGCUAACCAAAAGGUUGGCAAUUCAAAUCCACCAGCCACUCCUUAAACCCUGUGGUGCAGUUCUACUCUGUCCUAUUGGUCGCUAUGAGUUGGAACUGACUCGACAGCAAUGGGUUUGGUUUUACGGGUAAAGUUGACUGGAGGGUCUUGUGAAUGUUGAAAUGUGAGAUACCAUAUUCCAGAAUUAUCAGUGACGUCUGAGGUUUAUAAACCCGAGGUCUCCCGCCAACCAGCAGAACAGACUCUAGUGAGGAGGCUUGUGAAAACUGCUCACCUACACAGGCAUUUCCUCUUUCAUGUUAUGGCAUGUGCUCAACAGGAGACAGCACUGAGAUACAGAAAUAGGAAGCACCCUUAUUCUUUACCUCAAGUAUAAUCCAUUGCUAAUAUUUUCGUAUAUAUUCUUGAUUUUUUUCCAUCAAUAUGUAAAAGGUAUGCUUUGUCUUUUUUAAAAUGGGAUUUCACUAUGCUUUUAUAAGUGGCUUUAAUAAAUAAACAUUUAUAGUAACCUUUUUUAAAAGGUGAAGAGCGUUCCAUUUUGGGUUGUACCAUCAUUUACUCAGUUUGCUAUUACCUGCCACUAAAUUCUUUCACCUCCCUUCCUUUUGUUCUUUCUUGUAAUAAAUCACAAAAGCUACGUUCCUGAGCCUCUUCCCACUUAUUUACACCCAUCUGUGAACACAUUGGAAACCCUGGUGGCAUAGUGGUUAAGUGCUAUGGCUGCUAACCAAAAGGUCAGCAGUUUGAAUCCGGCAAGCGCUCCUUGGAAACUCUACUGGGCAGUUCUACUCUGUCCUAUAGAGUCGCUUGCUGAGUCGGAAUCGACCCAACGGCAGUGGGUUUGAUUUUUUUUUUUUUUGGUGAACACGUUCCUCCAAAGUGAGUCAGGUGAGACAGAAACGCCCAUCUAUGCAGAUGAAAGAACGUGGAUCAGCACACAUGAGUGACACAGACACACAGACACACUCAUAUACUCUGGCUUCUGAAGCUGGUGAUCUGAUUCCUGGGCAAUAAUGACUGAACACAUUACAUUUCAACUGGGCCCUUCUGGAGGUGGGGCUGUGAGCUGAUGAGGUGUCGGGGUGGGGAGCAGUGGGUAGGCAGGAGCAUGGGGGUUGCUCAAUUUCCUUCAGUCCCACUCCAGAAGUGGCCACUACUCCUGAGAGCUGGCCGAACCAUGAUGGAACCAGUCGUGGAGGCUGGGUGGCCUAUGUUGGCACAGAUGCUCAUCCGGCCAGUGGAGACUGACUGAGUGGGUUGUGUGGAGGCUGUAGUCAAAAGCAAGUUGUGUUAGCACUUGGGUUCUUGGGAGAAAGGGCAGGCAGGGCUUUUGGACAUUUAGGGAGGGGACAUCUACCCACAUACACACUCACUGCUACCCCCAAUCCUGGCAGGCAGGUCCCCUGCUAGAAAAGAAAACGGUGGGGUGGGGAGAAGAGAAAGGGAGGGAGGAAAGGACAGAAGAAGGAAAACUUAAAGAAGUCCCUAAAGUAGAAUGUUAAGCAAGUCAACAGACACAGCCCUGCUCAUUUAUGGGAGCCCCCUGACAUCAGAGAUAAAGAGGGCUGUGAGGGGGCCCCUCUCAGCUGGGAGCUUCAUACAGAUCACACUACCUCAUUCCCACCCUCUGCCAAAUGGGUACCAUCACCACCUCAAAGGAGGUCCCGGGCUCGUUCAGCCCCCGGCAUCGUGUUGGGGGUCACGCUGAUGCCCAGAGCAAGGGGGCUCGCAUUGUUUCUGCUCUGCCCCCCAUUUCCUGUGUGACUUGUGGGCUGCCUCUCAACUCCUCUAGACUUCUGUGAUCAUCAAAAGCGAGACACUGACAGCUGCCUUUUGCCAACAGCACUGUGGAGGAGGACCCAGAUGCUUCUGGAGAGUGUCAGAAACAAAAGUGUCUCAUUGUUAUUACUCCUUUCAGCUGAAUGCAGAACAUCUGCUGUAUUUGGUAUUUUUUGUUUUUAUGUUACAAGAGUCCUCUGCAUCCUUUACACAGGGCCUCAUGCUUUUAUUUUUAUUUUUUUCUUGUGGUAGGUACAUAUAUAAGGAGCCCUGGUGGUGUAACUGCGAAGCACUUAGCUGCUAGCUGAGAAGCUGGCAUUAGGAACCCAUCUAGCAGCUUCGCAGGAAGAAAGACCUGGUGAUCUGCCCCCUUAAAGAUUAUGGCCAAUAAAACCCUCUGGGGCAGCCCUACUCUGUCACAUGGGGUCGCAUGAGUCGGAAUCAACUUGAGACCACCCAACAACAAGUAUAUAUAUAGGAAAGCUUUGCCAUUUCAAUGUUGUUUACAUGUACAAUUCGUGCCAUUAAUUACAUUCACCAUGUUGUCCAACGCUCACCACUAUCUUUUUCCAAAAUUUUCCAUUAUCCUUAACAGAAGCUCAGUGUCCCCUAGGCAAUGACUCCCUCUUUCCCCCUCCUUCUCGCUGUUUUCAUUUUUUAUACACAUACUUUAAAAACAUUUUUUUUUGUUGUUGUUGAAGUAAAAUAUACAGAGAAUUGCACAAAUCAUAACCAUACAGCUGGAUGACUUGUCAUGAAGUGAACACACCAAGGUCAAAAAUACAACUUUACCAGCCCUCCAGAAACCUCCUUCCCACAAACAAUUUUUAAAAUGAAGAUACUCUGAGAGAACAGAAAGCAAGAGGAAGAAGUACUCUGCAUGUGGAAAAGCAGAACUGAAGGCUGAGAAACUUCUGUGAGACAAAGACUGGCUCUUCCCCUUUCUCCCAAAGCCAUCCUGCUGACCAGGAAGAGGAGGUGCCCAGAGGCCAAGGGCAGCUCAGAGCAGGCACCAGGCUCUGAGGCCUCCCUGAGAAGCAGCGCCUGGGCCGUGGGCUCAGGGAUCUCUCUGGGCUUGCAGUCAGUCCCAUUGCUGGGACAGGUGAGGAGGAGUGCCCCACAAUGGGUCACUCCCUUCCUCAUGGGAGAAACUUGUGAAGAAUCUGGACCAAGGUGAAACUAGGGCAAGGGCAUUCCUGUCAUAAGUGACAUUUCCUUUUCAACAUUCAGCUUAGGUGCUGGGGCCACAUUUGGGAGGCUCCAGAUGGGGGCAAAUCCUUACUAAUUAUUUUAUACCCUCAGAGGGUUUCACUUACCACAAAUAAAAUGGCAGACAAUAGUUUGGAGAAUAAUCAAUAUAGGAAAAAAUAUCCAUUAGUGUUGGUCCUUAGGUCUGGGGUGGGGUGGAAGGGGUAGAAAGGAGAAAUGAAAAGGAAUCUGUAGGCCUGAGGGUCUAAACAUGCUAAAGGUAGGCUGUGAAUUCUGGCUCAGGGCUGGCUGGUGACCAACCCAUUUGUUCCAGAGGCGGAAGGAGCAGCCAGCAGUUGAAUGGUGGCAGCCUCAGGCCCAACAGUGACAUUUCAUUUGCCAGCUGCUAACCUGAAGCACAGGUUAUAUGAAUCUUCAUACUAUUUGGAAGAUGCCCACAGCACUUAUUUUUGAUCCUGAAAAACAGGAAGUAGCUCUGUUAUGCUGUAAAUUUGGUAAAAAAUUGGUAGCUGGCUGCAAUUCAGCUUCAGUGUGGUUCAUUUAACAAACAUUGAUUUAUUCAAUAAAAACAAUCUAUUUUUGCAGAGAAAGAAAGAGACGCAGGAACAA